Oppiella nova is the source of this 1959-nucleotide messenger RNA. The record is from the annotation of a GenBank genome assembly. Lineage: Eukaryota; Metazoa; Arthropoda; Arachnida; Sarcoptiformes; Oppiidae.
AUGUGUGAUUGCAUUCAUUUGGAUCCAGUUAAUGGCAGUAAUGCUAAUGAAUACAACGAGAAAGCGUUAAAUGUGUCACAAAUAAAGGACAAAUCGGUGGUUGUGUCCGACAAAGAGCCCAAAUGCAAGGGAAUUGUGGUAUCGAUUGAGUCGAUAGACGGUCCGACCAUCGAUGCCGUCUUGGAUAAGGUUCCGCUGGUUUACGACCCCAUCACUAAACAACUGCUCCUUCAGAAGGGGUUCGCCAAUAAUAAUGGUGUGAAUGGCUAUAAGAAUGGUGUGAAUUUGCAAAAUGGUUUCAAACGAUUGAAUGGGUUUUUGAAUCUCAAUCACGAGAACAGUAGCCAUGAAUCUAAUGAUAAGACACUAUCCUGUGAUGAAUACUCGAGCCGUAAAUGUGAAAAUAAUAUUAGUGUUGAUAACAGUUUGGACGACAAAUUAAAAGCUUUAAACUCGAGGAACAGCUACUCAGUGGUUGACUGCAAGCAAAGUCCAAACGAUGUGUUUGAGAGGCGAACAGAAUCUCACUCUUGCGUUGAUAACAAGUUAUCAGUGUUUCACUCAAACAAAGACCACACUCUCGAAGCAACUGAUGGCGAAUACAAUGGAAAUAAUUUGCAUGAAAACAAUGGCUCAGACGAUAGCAUAUCAAACGUGGACUCAAGUGUUUUGUCGCUCAACUUAGACACGGAAUCUAAUUGUGAAUCUGUUUCCGACUCGAAACCAAAGAAAUUGUUUACUCUUUCUCUUCAAAGUCUGUUAAAUAAAGUGAAACGAAAUAAUACAUCAAAUGUUAAUAAUAGUAAUAGUUUUGGUACUAAUGGUGUAAAUAUCUCAUCGACGACUGCACUCAUACUGGAGACCCGUCCGCCGCAUCUUCCGGCCAAACAUCCCGAAGAAGACAAGAAACACAAACAAGAGUUCGAGGAAAUGAUACGACAGACCCGUAAGAAGGAGUUGAAGGACAUGAAGGCCAAGAAGAGGAUGGCUGAGCGGCAACGCAAACAGGAGGAGCAGGUUAUUGAAGCCAUUAAAGUGUGGAAUACAGACCUCCUUCCCAAUUGGCAUAAGAAUAAGAACUCGAAGAAGACUCGCGACCUGUGGUGGUCUGGAAUCCCGUCGCACGUCAGACAAAGGGUGUGGACUCUGGCCAUCACUAACGACCUCAACAUCACUGAAGACAUGUACAGCCAUUGUGUGAGCCGUUCCAAAGAGAAUGUGUGGUCCAAACAAAGCCAUCAUAAGUGUGUUGUGGACGACGACGAGUGUUGUAACGAAAGCGCCGCCGAUUUGAUAAAAUUAGACGUUUCGCGCACUUUCCCUCAAUUGGGUCUCUUUCAAGAGAGCGGUCCCUAUCACGAGGUGUUGAGUGAACUGUUGGGCGCAUACGUGACAUACCGGCCGGACAUCGGCUACGCUCAGGGCAUGUCGUUCUUGGCGGCGAUGCUUCUGCUGAACAUGGAGUCUGAGUCUGCAUUCGUUUGUUUGGCAAAUCUGCUCAAUCGGGAGCUAUUGGUGUCGUUUUUCCGGGUCAACCAACCAGUUAUGAACGCAUACUAUAAAACAUUUGAAGAGUUUUUUGCCGAAAAUUUGCCAAAACUAUACAAACAUUUCAAUGAACAGAAACUGAGUCCUGAUUUAUAUUUAGUCGACUAUAUCUAUACACUAUUCAGUCGAUCGCUUCCAUUGGAUAUCGCCAGCAGAAUAUGGGAUCUGUUUCUCAGAGACGGCGAAGAGUUCAUAUUCAGAGCCGCUUUGGGUAUACUUUCCAUGUAUUACGAAGUGUUACUUAACUUGGAUUUCAUAUAUUUGGCGCAAUUCCUGACCAAACUUCCCGAAGAUAUGGAUUCAGAUAAAUUGUUUUCUUAUAUAUCAGGCAUUCAUAUGACUUCUGGCGCCGAAAAGACAUCUUUCUCUUCAGUUUUGUCGACAAAACUCUUAGAAAGUAAUAAUCUGUAG